GUAUUUUUUCCCGUUUGAGUCAUUUAUUCUCUUCUUUUUUUUUCUUUCUUUUCAUAAUGGUUCCUGUCCCUAUCUUUGUGUUAAUGGGUACCGCUGGUUGCGGAAAAACCAGUGUUGCAUUGCAAUUGAAAGCCAAGUUGAAUUGUCGUUACCUUGAAGGCGACUCUUUACAUCCUGCCCACAACGUACAAAAGAUGUCUGAAGGCCACCCUUUAAAUGAUGAUGAUCGUUGGCCUUGGCUCCGAGAAAUUCGUGAUCAUUUAGCUAUUCAAAUCAAAGAAGUUAAAGAUUUGCCGGAGGAUGAUCAUCGUCGUGUGGUUGUGGUUACUUGCUCUUCUUUAAGAAAGGCUUACCGUGACAUUUUACGUGAAUUGCCCGAGAAUUCUGCUUCUGUUAUCUUUGUCUAUCUCAAGGGAUCCAAAGAACUCUUGUUGAGUCGUAUCUCUAACCGUAAAGGACACUUUAUGCCCGCCAUCAUGCUUCAAUCACAAUUGGAUACCCUUGAAGAACCUGACCCAGAAACAGAAAAUGUGAUUGUGCAGAGCAUUGAGCCUCCACCAGAAGAAGAAGCUCAACACAUCAUUCAAGAAGCUGUUGAAAAGGGCUUUUUGCAUGCUUCUGCUAAAUCAUUGUAAUCUUACGUCAUAAUAAAAGUAUAUUUAUUAUAU
This is a messenger RNA of Gilbertella persicaria, 668 nucleotides long. Its product is annotated as shikimate kinase. Gene Ontology annotation, cellular component: cytoplasm. The transcript is spliced from 2 exons. Gene Ontology annotation, molecular function: gluconokinase activity. Lineage: Eukaryota; Fungi; Mucoromycota; Mucoromycetes; Mucorales; Choanephoraceae. The record is from RefSeq and is a predicted model, not a curated record. The coding region runs from base 57 to 635 and encodes 192 amino acids.